GCGUCGUGACACUGGCAGCUAGCCUAGCCGGCUAACUUUGCUAAUCUGAUUUAUCGUCUCAGUUAAGCGCCCGUAACGUUAGCCAGGAUUACUAAAUUUGGUUUUACAUAUCUCGCCGUUUAACGCAAUAAUAUCUACCAUCGAAUAUCCAAUUGCUGCAAGAAAUGGCAUCGCUUGGAGAGCCUGUGCGGCUGGAAAGAGACAUCAACCGUGCCAUUGAACUACUGGAUAAGCUUCAGAGGACAGGGGAGGUGCCCCCCCAGAAGCUGCAGGCACUGCAGAGGGUCUUACAGAGUGAAUUCUGUAACGCUGUCAGAGAAGUUUAUGAACAUGUGUAUGAAACUGUGGACAUCAACAGCAGCCCUGAAGUCCGGGCCAAUGCCACAGCCAAGGCUACGGUGGCAGCUUUUGCAGCAAGUGAGGGACACUCGCAUCCACGUGUGGUGGAACUUCCCAAGACGGAAGAAGGCCUGGGCUUCAACAUAAUGGGCGGGAAGGAGCAAAACUCCCCGAUUUACAUCUCACGGAUCAUCCCAGGAGGCAUCGCCGACCGACACGGGGGCCUGAAAAGAGGCGACCAGCUCCUGUCUGUCAACGGAGUGAGUGUUGAAGGCGAGCACCACGAGAAAGCGGUGGAGCUCCUCAAAGCAGCUCAGGGCACGGUGAAGCUGGUAGUAAGGUACACCCCCAAAGUCCUGGAGGAGAUGGAGUCACGCUUUGAGAAAAUGAGGUCGGCGAAGCGCCGGCAACAGAACAACUAUCCUCAGUAGGAUUCGGCGGCGCCGAUGCCCAGCUCCCAUGUCUCUCUCUCUCUCUCUCUCUCUCUCUCUCUCUCUCUCUCACUCUCUCCUCCUUGAGCCUUCUGGCCAUCUGUUCUGGUCUCUUUUCUUAUCUCCCUGCUCACAAAAAUACACAAGUCUAGUUUUGAGUUCCUCCUCACACACUCUGCAUGUUGUGCUUUGACCCAUUUCUGUAGCAUUUUUUUGUUUUUUUUAAUAUUUAUCAUGGUUACUGUACUGGACACUUGGAACACUACGAUGAUUGUGAUUAUCAGCAUGUGUCACGCCGUGUGCAUUAUUUUUUUCAAUUGACAAUUUGAAUGCAAUUUUGAGUACUUUUGAGAUAAACAAUACAAACAAUACGACUGGACAGGCAGUGUUUUUAAUGGUUUGGUCACUACCGAGUGCCUCAGGGCAAACACAUCUACACCACUCGUUAUUUUUAAAGUAGAAUCGAAGGCAAACGCCGAAAGAUGCCGUUUAUUGCAGCAUGUAUGUUCAGAGUGGAGAAGCUUUGGGGAAUUUAAUGAGAGAUUUUGUUUAUUUGAGAGAUAAAAUAACUCCUGCAAGGUCACUUCAAAACAAAAGCGGUGGAUUGUUUUUAAGACUUUUGUUUGGUUUUUUUUUCCCCCUCUUUCUCUGGGUUUACCCUCCAAGGUCUCCAACGUCAUGUCGUGCUAUAAAAAGCCCAGCAGCUACUGUAAGUGAUGUAAUGGGGUCUCAGCAACUUGUGAACUAGCUCGCUGCCACAGUAGAGAUGGGUUGUUUUUGUUUUCCUCCACUUUCAUUAAGACAUUUAAACCUUGACUGUAAACUCCGUCAGCCUGACCAGACGAAACCUGUUCGUCUGUUUUGUCGGGAAUGUGCUCAAUAUCACUUUUUUUUUCUCCCCCUUUUGUCAGGUUACUUAAUUAGAAGCCGGUUAUGUAACGUGUCUUUGAUCUUGCAGAAAAACUGCUUGUAGGUAUUGUUUGCAUCACUGUGCAACUCUACGUGAAUUUAAUUCAGAUGUUUAUUCUAUCAGCUGAUCUCUGAUCGUUAGAUUAACUUUUUAUUUUCUAAAAGAAGAAAAAAAAAAGAAGCCAACUUGAAUUUUCUUCACUCCUUUUAUGUCCAUAUUCUGUUUCUGGUUUCAACAGUAAUGAGGACCUCAUGCUGUCAGCUCAUUUACAUUUUCUAUCUGCUUUGAAUAUUGUGUUACUCACUUUUUAUUUUUUAUUUUCUUGAUAGAGCUGGAUCUUGAAAUUCUUCAUUUCAUCCUGUUAAUCGGUUACUUUCAGUUAACAAGCAUAACAUUGGUGUUUGGUCGAGACACACUGACAAUAUUUAUUACUAAAACAAUACUUUCUACAUUUCAAUAAUUUACAGCAAUAAUUUCUACAUUUUUACAAGAGAUUUAAUGCAACACUCAUGCUGUUCUAAUUGUUUUUUCUUCAUGAAAGUCAACAUGAUAAUGGUACUUUAUAUGUGAUCUGCAGAUUACACAUCGCCUUCAAAUAAGAAUCAUGACAGGCAUGUAAUUACUGUCAAACUCGGUUUGUUCUGGGUCGGUUUCAGUCGUCUUCUGUGUGCUGUAUAUGUAGAUUUACACAUCCUCAUGUGACACAUGGGAGUAUUUUCUUGUUUGCAUGUUCAGCUAUCAUCAAGAAACUUUGAUAUUUUUAUCUCAGUUAAUGAACAGAGAAGCCUAUAAUGUGUCUGCAGAGCCACUUUUAGCUUAAUUCAAUAUUUAUUUACUUUUUGUUUCACUUGUAAGAGUAUUUAAAACACAAUUUGAGGAUUUAAAGUUGUCUAUUGUUGAAGGGAAGUUUCUUCUUGUCACUUUACAAUUGGCUGAAAACUCAUUCUCUGUGACUCGCAAGUUAAUAUCCCCAAAUAAGUCAGCUAGGAGUUUGUACCUUUUUGAUUUAGUAAUAUUUGUCAAUCUAUUCUGCAGUGUUAAUACCAGCUACAAUCAUUUUGAUUGAUUACACGUGAUUGCAGGUUCACUGCUCGAUGCCACAUUGAUCUUUACAAGACUUCUAGUCUGCAGGGUAAAUGAAGAGGACUCAAUUAUCAAAUGUAUUGAUCAGAAAAAAAUCUAGAACAAGUUUAUUUUUUAGAUAUUUAUUGAUUGUAGAUGUAUUUAGCAUAAUGUAAAGUAGGCUUUAGCUUGGUAAGCCAUAUUACCGUCCAGUCUCAGGAUCCACUCGCAGCGUAGAGACAGGAGCGUAGUGACGAAGAUGAAAUGACGAAAUGUAGAAGUCCGGCAGACAUCCGGUGGGUCGUCCACUUGCUACCUUGACAAACCUAUUCAAACAUCAGUCCUGGUCAGGGUUUUUUAUUUUUGUUUUUUUGAAUCAAAGCUUCUGAAAAUGGGUCACAGUUUGUUUUCCUCUGCAGCUGCGUUUGUUACUUAGUUUCUCCACAGGAGCGGUUUCCAUUUGUUGUUUCACCUGCAACACAGGUUGAAUCAGAAUGACACCAGUUUCUCCAGCAAACCGAUAAGAGAUCAUUUAAAAACAAUUAUUAAAGUUUGUCAUAUUUUAGCAGGGAAUUAUAAUUUAAGAACAGAUCUCUCCAGCACUUCACUGACCGCUGUCAGGAGUAUAAAUCCAGAAAUGCCAUCAGAUCUGCAGUGAUGGCCUCCAGUUCCUUUUUUCUCACUCCAAAAUCCAUGGACUUGUCAGAGUCUUCACUUGAAUGUCUGGUGUACCUGCAGCCCGUCGUUUUAUUGAAUCGUAUGCUUUUCUUUUUUAACAUGACGCUUUAAAUAUUGCAAGAGAAAAUAUGAUACACGCUGAGCACACUGGCCGAUUGUCUUUCGUGGGUGUGCUCCCCGUCAUUAAAACCGCUGAAGUGUGUGGGACAAAGCAUAAAAACACAACCACAAAGCAGUGCUGCAAAAAGUGAAUGCAAAUCAAUUAUCUAUGCAAGGUCGUGUAGAAACUUUGAAAAUAAUCCACAUUGGUGCAAAGUGGCUUCGAUUUGACUGCAGAAUGUUCCUAUAAAUGACUUAUUUUGAUGUAAUGUUAACAUUUUGGAACCACUGCGUUUUGCCUGCAAUGGAGACUCACAGCAUUUCGAUCCGACAUUUACAAAGUUUGCUACUGUAAUGCUUUUCAUACUGACCACCGUCAAUUAGCCGCAGUGAAAACCUACAUAUUAACCUUGCUAUCCAAUUAAACCCUGUCGAGAUACCGCGGAAGAACAGCCGUCAACCGUUUGUUUUACGCUUCCCUAUUCAGCAUUUAAAGGCAGCCCUGAUGGAGGUGCAAGCGUGAAUGAAUGCUUAUUGUUUUUGUCAAAAGCAAGCUGAUAAGAAUGGAACAAACACUUCAUUAGUUAAUUAAAUCGGCUAUAGAUGGUUUUCAAAGUGUGAGGCUGACCACCAGAGGAAACGUAGAAAUAUAAACCAUUCAAUUUAUUGCAGAUGAAAUAGGCUGUGUGUGUGUGUGUCUCCAUCCUCCCACACUUUGAAAACCUCCCAUCUACACAAUAGCAUUGUUCUCUCCUGUGCUACACUUGAAAAUGCUAAAUAGAGAGAUUUAAAGUGACGUGUUGCCCGGUAGACUUGCCUGAACGUGUGGUUAGUAAUAGACCAAUACGACGAGAAACCUUUAGAGGAGCUAGGAUGUAUAUAAAAGUCCUAAUAAACUGUAAAGUUUGUCCCUUAAUUGUUUUACCUGACAUUAGCUGUCUAGCUUCUCACAUGGCGAUCUGUCACUACUCACACACGUGCACACACACACUUGUAUAGUGAAUCAGGAAAGCGUAUAACGAGACCUGGUGUUGAUAUUGCACAGUCACACUCUCCACUGAAUGUCACCGACCGUCGUCUGACUUGGUUGCAAACUUUUUUGUGACGUAACGCUUCAACUUUCUACCCGUUUUCUUGUCUGUAUAUUGGAAUGGUCAAUAGAGUAUUUUUUAUAACGGUUUUUUUUUUCCUUUUGAUAUUUUUCUCAAUUUUUAUAAGUGAUUUUUUCCUAAAAAUCGAUACCGAGGAAUGAUUGGUACUUCCAUUUUCACUGUGUACCAGGGCCGUGUCGGCUCGGCCCCUCCCGGAAAGCUCUCCUCCAUCGGCUGCAUCUUUUCCGAGGUCCGGACCGACUGCUUUUCUUUCUAAGACCAAGACCAAACUUGCAACAUUUGUGGGAAUUUUGAUAAUGUUUGGAAACGUUUUAGUCGGUGCUUAUUUAAGAUUAAUGCCUGUAGAGACUGUGUUGUGUUAUUUUUGUGUUUUCCGAUUUGUCAUCUAAUUUUACUGUGUUACAUGAUGUGGAAUGUAAAACGUUGUGACGUAGAACAUAAUACUAGUUAAAUUUAAAGCUCAUUAAACUGUGCUCACAUUUA
Molecule: messenger RNA, 5114 nt
Organism: Salarias fasciatus (jewelled blenny)
Lineage: Eukaryota; Metazoa; Chordata; Actinopteri; Blenniiformes; Blenniidae
Product: protein lin-7 homolog C
Exons: 5
Coding region: 165-770 (201 amino acids)
Molecular function (GO): protein binding
Source: RefSeq, a predicted model, not a curated record